CGGGAUUUUCUUCCCCCCCCACCCACGCCACUUUGCCUCCUCCUCAUCUCUGAACAUCGGAUCGCCGGAGCCGGCGGCUCCCUCGCAGGCUGCCUCCCUUCGCCCGCCUUUGUUUUCCCCGUAUUAUUCUCUUGUGCAACAGGGGGGCGGGCAGGGGGGAGACGAGGCCGGCCUCCGCUUUUCCUCGCAGCCGCCCGGAGAGGUCUGCUCCGCCACCUCCGCGUGCCCCGGCCGAGACGCAAAGCGGGAGCCGGCGAAGUUGGUGCGGUUCCCCCGGGGCUCGGACAGCCGGGCUCCGCUGCCGCCGUGCCGGAGAGCUGCCCCACGGGCCGAGCCGGCCGAGUCCGCUCACGUCCUCCCCUUCCCUCGGCGAGCCCGGGACCGGCGCUGGACUCUGAUGGCACUGUCGAGAUGUUCGUGUCCAGAGUCCUGGAUUUCCAGAAGACCCGAUACGCCAGGUUCAUGAACCACCGCGUCCCGUCCAACCGGCGGUACCAGCCGACGGAGUACGAGCACGCGGCCAACUGCGCCACGCACGCAUUCUGGAUCCUGCCCAGCAUCCUCGGCAGCUCCAUCCUCUACGUCCUCUCCGACGACCGCUGGGAAACCAUCUCGGCCUGGAUCUAUGGCUUCGGCUUGUCCAGCCUCUUCAUCGUCUCCACCAUCUUUCACACCAUCUCCUGGAAGAAGAGGCACCUCAGGACGGUGGAGCACUGCCUGCACAUGUUCGACAGGAUGGUCAUCUACUUCUUCAUAGCGGCCUCCUACGCUCCCUGGCUGAACCUGCGGGAGCUGGGCCCCUGGGCGUCCCACAUGCGCUGGAUCAUCUGGAUCAUGGCCUCGAUUGGGACCGUCUACGUCUUCUUCUUCCACGAGCGGUACAAGCUGGUGGAGCUGGUGUGUUACGUUGUCAUGGGAUUCUUCCCUGCCUUGGUCAUUCUGUCCAUGCCCAACAGAGACGGCCUCCUGGAGCUGGUGGCUGGCGGGCUCUUCUACUGCCUGGGCAUGGUCUUCUUCAAAAGCGAUGGCCGCAUCCCCUUCGCCCAUGCCAUCUGGCACCUCUUCGUGGCCAUUGGAGCUGGUAUCCACUACUAUGCCAUUUGGAGGUACCUCUACCGGCCCGAUGCGCUGGAGGCCAAAACGUCCCGAUAGACGCCUUAAAGACAGUGUUCACACCAGCCGGCAUGUCGGGGGACCGAGGGGGAGCAGGGAGUGGGGGCUUGGACCUUGGGCUUGCCACAAAGCCCCUCCCAUCGCCUGCUCUCCGCACACGCAGCAGCCUCUGGUGCCCCUCCUGCACAGAGAAGAGCCUGAAGGUUGAUUUUAAACAGACUUCUUUUUUAGCCUUGAGACCUGUCUAUUUUUGUAGGCAAAGGUUUCAUAACAUGAUGACCAACCAAGGGGCUGCAGGGCCACUUGCCAGGGUCUCAGGGGGGUUCGUCCCAAAAGCUUUGUUCAUCUAGCUGUCCCCAAGUGUCCCGUGGGAGCUGGCGGCUCCGCACACCCCUGGCUAGGAGCACCCUGGGUUUGGCUACUAGGGCCCUCAGCUUGGGCCACGUGAGGUGGGAAGCUGCUUUUGGACCCCACCUUGGUCUGGUGCCUCAGAGCCACAGAAUGAGGUGCGAGGGGUUUGUGAGGGGGGUGACAAGGGAUCUGGGGUGUCUCACCCGGUGCGUGUGGCCGGGGGGAUCUAGGGACCAUGUUCUCAUUACACAGAGCAUUCCCACAGGAAAGACCAGCCCCAAGGUCUGAUCCUGUGCUGGCCAUCCUGGAGAGAGCCCCGCUUAGGCAGGGGUGGACGUGGCUGGCGCGCGAGACAGGCAGGACCUGCUCUCCGGCACGCUGAGCGCUGGCAGGUCCUACUGCUCUUACUGGAGCUGCAGAUGGAAACUGGGCUUUGCCUUGGCUGGGAUGUCAACGCAGCGGCAUCGGGGGCUGGUUUGCAGCCAAGCGAGCGAGUACAGGCAGGCCUGGGGCAGGGGGGCAUGCGGGGCUGAAGGAGCAGGCAGGGGGGAGCCGAGGGUGUCUCCUGGUUCGGGCACCAGAGAUCCGGCCCCCUUCUCGGGGCCCUCUUGCCAUCCCGCUUCCCAGCUCCUGCUUGCACGUCUCCGAACAGACGCAGCCUGGGAACCCCACGCUUUCCCCCUGGCCCCGGGGGGGCCGCGAGCCGGCACCAGCGCUCGGCCGGGGUUUGCUCUUAAACGCUCAUAAAUCAUUUCGGCAUCACCCUCCCCCUCUCAAGCCCUCACUGGAAGGUCCAGAGUCAACAAAGCCUUACGUGUGAUUGAAACCUGAACCCGUCCCAGGUCUCCCCAGAGCCCCGGAGCACUGGAAAACCCUUUGUCCAAGGCGGCACUAAGGGCCCAACGUGAUACGUUCCUCCCGAACGGGCGCUCGGAGCCCCGACCGACGCGUCCUCUAUGGAGCACUUUGUUCUUCUCGCCAUCGCGGUCACGGCGGCAGCCCAGCAGCAAGGUCCCCCUCACAGCAUCGGCCACGCGCGUGCCUUUGCCCGGCAGGGAGGAGAGGGGGAUUCGGCUCUCGGCAUCCAUCUGGCUGGAUUCAGUCCAUCUAUAUCAGGUUUUUCUUUUUUUUUUUCCCCUCAAGGGAGGGAAGUGAACCUCUCUGAGCCAGGAUUACGGGGCUGCCUGCCUUCACUUCUCCCAUUUUGUAGUUUCUCCAGUCUCUUGCUGAUCGCUAGAUUGAAUCCCCUCUUGGGAGGAUUGCCGGCAUUCCCGGGAAAGCCGCAGGGAAAGGACGCGUCCAUGGCAUGCUUGGAGAUGAGCAGUGAGGACAGAGAAGACCUAAUGAUGCCUAAGGAGGCGGUCACCAUUGGCAGAUACAGGGCAAGGGGCAGCCCCUGGCUGGGAGGGAGACUUGUCUGGGUCCAAAACAGCCAUUGCCCCCCCAGAGCUGCUGGGGGGGGGGGGGGGCAGGACCGCGGGCAGGAGGGGUUUGCCGCCGGUGGGGCGCGAGCCAGCCCAGCGCUCGGCAGGUAGGAAGGACCCAGCCACCGGGGAGAGAUGCUGGAGCGCUGAGCGGCUCCGCGUGCUUCCGACGAGCGGGAUCCCGCUGCGAAUGAAUCGCCGCCACUGUGGGUUUUUCCAAGCAGGAUAAGGAGGACACAGCCUGCUUUCUUCUGCAUUUGGCCGCCCGGGCGGCGGGGCAGGAAGCCUCUGCACGCACGAGCUCAGGCUGCUCCCCCCAGCCGGGGCCGCAGGCUCGUUCUGCUCAAUCUGCUGCUGAGGACCGAACUCUCUCGCCCGACUGCAAAGCCAGGCUGUGCUUACUGGGAACCGAAGCGUCGUCCUCUGCCAAGCCGUGAGCCCCUGAGCCAGGACCAAGCUGAGAGCGGAGCCGUGCAUCCCCGGUGUCCAACAUCCUCGGCUUCAGCCUUCGUUUUAACCAUGCAAAAAGAGAGUCACGGAUCCGCGCGGCUCCUGCCGAGCGGUGAAAUGGAAAUGUCUCCAGCCCAACCGAGCCGCAGUGCAUUUCCCUUCCAAUCCCUCCCUGCUGCCCAAGUUUCCGAGACGAGCCCGGAGCGUCCGACCUCGGAUGAGUCACUUCACUGCCUGGUGCCUCAGUUUCUCUCCUUGAACAGGGAGGAUCUUAUUCACCAACAAUUCACAGGGAAACCUUGCGAGAUCCCCAAUUUUUGGUGCUGGCAAUUUCUAAGAUACAACGGUGCUACUGGGGGGACGCGGCAGCUGGCCAAGGCUCAGGAAAACCCCGGGUGAUGCCACCUCCCAGCGGCACCAGCAGCGGUGCCGGCCCCGGGGGCUGCUCGCCGUGGGGGGGUUUGACACCUCUGCCCGUAGCCCGCAAACUCCUCGCGCGCCCCUCGACGCAUCGAUUGCCUCCCGGCCUCGCUUGUCCCCUUGAUUAACAGCAGCUGCAGCAGCCUCAGCUGGACUUGGCAAGCGCUGGGGAUUUACAGUCCUCCAGCUCCUGCUUCUCCAGCGGCCCAGCCACGGAGCCAGGCUCCCUGCCCGCCGGGUCCCCGGGGAGGGGAAUGGUCCCCCCCAGCCUGGCACCAUGCCGAGGCCAGCGGUGCAGCUUCGUGCCCCUGGCAGCAAGCUACCGGCCCAGCUCAGGGCCCCGGAGGUGAAGGAGCCGGUGGGAGGUGGUCUCGCCGCUGGCUCUCCCCGCGCCCUCCAGGACCCCGCUCUUGCUCCGUUGCCCUCGGCUGCUCUCAGUUUUACCAUCAGAGAAGACGACAAAGCUGUGAAUUGAGUAACUGGCUGUUCGGGGAGCAAAUGUGGGGUUGGAAUUGGGGGAUGUGUGAACCCAGAACACGAGCUGCUGGUUUUGCUGCUGAUUCGCUCUUUGGCGAGUCAUGACCCUUCUCUGUGCCUCAGCUCCCCCCCCUGUGAAAUGGGGGUAAAGCUACUCGAGAAGCAGUUGCGGGCACAGGGGACCAGGUCUGCUAGAGGGUGGGGGGAACAUCACUGCCCUGCCUUGAAAUCCAGCCAUUUGGCAAAGACCCUCGAUCUGCCGAGCCAGAGUCUCCGUUGCUGAGACGUUCUCCAUCUUCUCUUGCUUUACGAGUCUUUUCCUUGUAAAGCGGGGGGGGUGGGGGGAAAUGCUAUCCCACUGCCAUCCCCUUUUAUACUAACUUUAAAUGAGUUGUAACAUUCAGGAUGUCCCUGAACGAGGAUUCGAGCCAUCUUUUUAGCAUCCUGUACUUUUCACCUCCAUUCCUGUUCAAUCAGUAUUUUAUAUUUAACACAGUAUCAGGUAAAAUACCAAUAGGACCAACGCAAGGGAGAUAACACUAGUGAAUAUUGUUUCCUGUGGAGUAGGAUUGAAAUAAAAACUCAAGAUACCUCA
Molecule: messenger RNA, 4830 nt
Organism: Dromaius novaehollandiae (emu)
Lineage: Eukaryota; Metazoa; Chordata; Aves; Casuariiformes; Dromaiidae
Gene: MMD2
Product: monocyte to macrophage differentiation associated 2
Exons: 7
Coding region: 412-1152 (246 amino acids)
Cellular component (GO): membrane
Molecular function (GO): pore-forming activity
Source: RefSeq, a predicted model, not a curated record